Molecule: messenger RNA, 802 nt
Organism: Phoenix dactylifera (date palm)
Lineage: Eukaryota; Viridiplantae; Streptophyta; Magnoliopsida; Arecales; Arecaceae
Molecular function (GO): calcium ion binding
Source: RefSeq, a predicted model, not a curated record
AGGCGGCGAGGCUUGUCUUGGGUUAUAUAUAUGUAAGCAGGUAGGCACCAUCUCUUCCUCGUAGCAAAGCUUUUCUUCACCUUCUAACAAGCCUCUUUUUCAUCACCUUGAGCUCUUUUUCAUCACCUUGAGAUAUACUAAGAGAAGCAAAGAUGAGUGUAGAGAUAUUGGAUGGAGCCACCAUUCGUGACUUCGUAGAGGAUGAGAGGGCCUUCAACGGGACGGUCGAGGAGCGGUUUUCCAGCCUCGACACCAACUGUGAUGGCUUGCUCUCAUAUGCAGAGAUGGCGAAGGAGUUGAUGAGCCUUAGAGUACUCGAGACCCACUUCGGCAUGGAUGAGGUGAGAUUGAGCCCUGAUGAGCUUGUCCAGCUCUAUCGCGGCCUGUUUGCUCGGUUCGAUCAUGACGGCAAUGGAACGGUGGAUCUGGAGGAGUUUCGGGCAGAGAUGAGGGAGAUGAUGCUCGCUGUGGCGAACGGGCUCGGGUUCUUGCCGGUCCAAAUGGUGGUGGAGGAGGGGAGCUUCCUCAAGAUGGCUGUGGAGAGGGAGUCGGCAAAGUGAUCUAGUUAAUUUCUUUUUAACUGGGGACCUUAUAUAGCCUUAUUGAGCUAUCACUAUAAAUAUUGAGUUUGAUUUGCGACUUUCUAGUUAGAUCUUCGGGAGGGCCGGGUUCUGACUCUUUUGUACCGGGGGUUUUCCUGUUUUUAUUUUAUUAUUGUCAUCAGUAUUUCAUUUUCUUAAUGAACUUUAGAUGACCGUAUAGAGUUUUUUCUCGAAGGAUAUAUAUUAAUUUAUUUGAUCGA